AUGGGUGUUUUCAAUGAACAAUUUGACAUUUUAUUACAAGAUAGUGUUUUUACUAAUACUCUCAAUUUAGUCAUAAGAUCAUCAAUUGAUGAUCCAAUACUUGAUCGAUUAUGUACUGAUGUAUUACCAAGAAUUCGUUAUAAUGUAAAACAUCUUAUUCUUGAACCUAUACCUGUGGAACGUAUUCUUCUUGCUGGCAAUUAUCCAAAUUUAACUUCACUUACAUUGUUUAAUUUUCGACAUGACAUCAUUUCAUCUUAUUUUAUAGAAGAAUCAAUCUUUCAACAUAUACUCAAACAUAAAAUAACAGAACUUAUUCUUGAUAAUAAAAAUAUUGAAAUAUCAUGGGAAGAUUAUAGUACAUUUGAUGAUCUACCUAAUUUAAAAUGUUUCUCAUUAAUAUGUUAUCGUAGCACAAAUACAUAUGAUACUCAAGUGAUACCUUUACUUCGUCGUAUGUCAUAUUUGGAAAAAUUAACAUUGUAUAUACGUCCCGAUUAUCGAACUACAUUCAUUGAUGGUACUUAUCUUCAUAAGGAAAUUCUUAAUUAUAUGCAACGACUACAUGCAUUCGUGUUUUUUAUAAGUACAGAAAUUGAAAUCAAUGAUACAGUUUAUCAUAUAUCUGAAAAUGAUAUUCAAACGAACUUUUAUAGAUAUAGAUUAUUAUCAAAUGUCGAUUUUCAUAGUUAUAAAGCUGAAGUAAUUCCAUGUUAUUCACUUAUUGAAUAUCCUCAUCUUACUUCACUUGAAAUGAUAUCUGUCGAUGAUUAUUAA
This is a messenger RNA of Rotaria sordida, 777 nucleotides long. The record is from the annotation of a GenBank genome assembly. Lineage: Eukaryota; Metazoa; Rotifera; Eurotatoria; Philodinida; Philodinidae.